This is a messenger RNA of Eurytemora carolleeae, 1030 nucleotides long. Its product is annotated as probable 4-coumarate--CoA ligase 1. NCBI's taxonomy places the organism in Eukaryota, Metazoa, Arthropoda, Copepoda, Calanoida, Temoridae. Gene Ontology annotation, molecular function: CoA-ligase activity. Bases 208 to 996 code for a protein of 262 amino acids. The record is from RefSeq and is a predicted model, not a curated record. The transcript is spliced from 12 exons.
ACAGAUCUGUAGAACCCUAAAAGGAAACUCGGGAAUUCCAUUCAGCAAGACUGAGCAAGACUCAAAGAAUAUUUUUCCUUGUAUACAGAAUGUACUGAAUAACCCUGACUACAAUAUACCAGUUCUGUGUUCUCAUAUAUGCACCUAUAGCUGUAUCAGUUGAAAUACAUGGUGGAUCCUGGACAAAGUUAUCUCUUCGAAUAAACAAUGCGUCUGACUAUUAAAUUGUUGAGGGAUUUAACUGUCCGCAGUGCCUACAAGCUGGAACCGGUUCCUAAGUGUACAAUAGCCCAGCAGGCGCUGAAGGCUCUGGAGAUUAACCCUGAGAAUCCUGUAAUUAUUGAUGGGUUGACGGGAGAUGUCACUACCAGGGGUCAACUUGCUGAGCAGAUUUUACGUGUGGCUGGUUGGGUGUCUCAAAAUAUUGAAGAAGGAGAUGUGAUUGGACUGUCUCUGCCUAACAUCACUCAGUACAUGAGUACAGCCUUAGGGAGUAUUCAUGGUGGUGGCGUAGUUUCUCUUUUCAACCCCAUCUAUACUCAGAGUGAACUAGAGCACACUGUAGGGUUAGUCAAACCUAAACUGAUCUUCACAAGCGCUCUUUCUCUAGAUACCUUCAAGGCAAUAAAUUGUUCUGUUGAGAAGUAUGUUGUGUUCGGGCCGGAAAUUCAAGGAACAAUCUCGGCAAAAGUCGUCUUCACUUCAGACAAGAUUGCUGAAGGUGUUGGAGUCGGAGAUUUUAACGAUACAACACUUCUGCCCCUCAGCAGCGGAACAACAGGUCUACCUAAGGCAGUCUGCUUGUCCCACAAGAACUGUGUGACAUACAAUGUGAUAACGAUGCAUGAUCAUUUUGGAACCUUAGGUCCUGGCAAGAACUGUUUGAUGUUACUUCCUAAGUUCCACGCGUAUGGUUUCACCAUGUCCCUUAACAGUAUUCUCAAGGGAGCAGUCUACACCACCCUCCCCAGGUUAUUUAGCUCCUUGAACCCUUGAUUCCGUGAUUCCUCGAUUCCUCGAUUCCUUGAUU